CCUGGCGUCGUCGUCCUCCCAUCAGGCCUGCAGUACAAGAUCCUCAAGUCCGGGCCACCAGAUGGGCCGACGCCGCGGCUCAACGAGAUGUGCACCGUGCAUUACGACGGUGAGCUCAUCGACGGCUGGACCUUCGACUCGAGCCGCCGGCGCAAGCAGCCAAGCCGCUUCCGCCCGUCGGGCGUGAUUCGCGGGUGGAAGGAGGGCUUGCAGCUGAUGAGACCCGGCGACCGCUGGAUGCUCUACGUGCCGGCCAAGCUGGGGUACGGUUUCGGAGAUAUGAAGGCCGGCGGUCGCAUCCCCGGCGGUGCGACGCUCAUCUUUGACAUCGAGCUGCUC
This is a messenger RNA of Emiliania huxleyi CCMP1516, 339 nucleotides long. RefSeq lists its product as hypothetical. The record is from RefSeq and is a predicted model, not a curated record. The transcript has a single exon. Lineage: Eukaryota; Haptophyta; Isochrysidales; Noelaerhabdaceae. Gene Ontology annotation, cellular component: cytoplasm. Gene Ontology annotation, molecular function: peptidyl-prolyl cis-trans isomerase activity. Gene Ontology annotation, biological process: protein peptidyl-prolyl isomerization. The annotation marks the transcript as partial.